This is a messenger RNA of Trypanosoma rangeli, 675 nucleotides long. RefSeq lists its product as uncharacterized. The record is from RefSeq and is a predicted model, not a curated record. Bases 1 to 675 code for a protein of 224 amino acids. The transcript has a single exon. Lineage: Eukaryota; Euglenozoa; Kinetoplastea; Trypanosomatida; Trypanosomatidae.
AUGCGUCGUCUGGUCCGUGUGGCAGCGGUGCCGUCUUCACUAGCCGUCAUCGUUCGCCGGAGGAGUUCAUCCGCGUGGAUUGCUAGGCUUCUCUAUGGCGCCAGAGCUUCUCCGCUUCUCGGCUCCUGGGACGUGUGCAGCAGCAGUAAGCAGCAGAAGCUUGACGACACGGCGCGGGAGCUGUACUGCAAGGCCCUUACACACGCAAGCGGGGGAGGGCGGUUAGCGCGGGAUUGGAUUGCCGGCUGCGUUGCCAUUGUGUGCCCCUCAGAUACGCUUCUAAAUAUUGCUCUCAAACACCCCGGGACGGAGCAGGACGUGGAGCGCUACCGCACGUACCUGCUCAGCACGCUCCGUAAGAGAAUGCAGGAGGGGCCGAACGAGGGUGCCGGCGUGGGAGGCGGCGGCGCGGCCUCCAGUAGCAGCAGAGAGGCGGUUGUCAAGAGACUUGGAAGCAUGCCGGAGGUGCGAUGUUUUGUGUACGACGCGACGCGUGCGGCGUGCUUCCACCGCUACAAUAAAGUGCCGGAGGAGGACCGGCAGCAGCUGGAUGCCGUGGCACACCGCCUCGGCGUGGACGAAGAGGUGACUCGCGGCAUAUGGCGGCUCGUGGAGAGCGAGGGGGCCGUGGAGCGGGAGAAGCAACGUGCCCUCGACCACCCGUGGAGCGACUGA